Molecule: messenger RNA, 2400 nt
Organism: Fonsecaea multimorphosa CBS 102226
Lineage: Eukaryota; Fungi; Ascomycota; Eurotiomycetes; Chaetothyriales; Herpotrichiellaceae
Exons: 1
Coding region: 1-2400 (799 amino acids)
Molecular function (GO): protein binding
Source: RefSeq, a predicted model, not a curated record
AUGGUAGGCGAUCGCUCGCCGCAGCCUCCCAGGGAGACAUGGGAGGCUCUCAAGACCGACAUCCGCAAAUGGUAUCUCAAGGAAAAUCGAACUUGCGAAUACAUCCAAAAGCAGCUCCGUCUCCGCAGCCUCUUUGUGAGCGAGAGGCAGAUCAAAAACAGGCUGAGCGAAUGGAAGUAUGAACGCAAGAAAACCCCCCACCAGCAUUAUCUCGCCAUGUUGGUAGUGGCGGACUCAUGGAAGGCUCGUGGGGGUGAGGUUAUUUUCGAGGUACCUAAAAGAGAGGAACGAGUGACCUAUAGCGCUCAAAAAAUCAAGAAAGAAUGCGAAAGAGUCAAGAAAAGAUACCUAUUACACCGAGAGUCUUUCAAACUCCCAUCCCUAUGCGAAGCAGAAUACACUUUGAGGGUUGCUGGCAUCUCCUGGAGAGACAAAGACCUGUUGCUGGAUCACAAUCGUGCCGGGAAAAUCCAGAUAUACGCUCCAUCACUGCAAUGGCAUGCAAGUCUGAACGGUCUACCAGUACAACCUUGCCCUGUGCGAAAUAGGGACAUACUUGCAAAUGGUGGGAGCCCACCUACGUUAUUUCAGGAUCGACAGGACGACAAGGAUUCUCCUCCGUCAGCAUUGGAGCCCGUAGCAGCCUGCAGCGUCGUCCCUCCAAACAAUCCGAUAUCUCAAACUCCGUCUCCUCCUGACACUCCACCAAAGCUAAACAAACCGCCCCGUGUCGGCAGUCAAGGCAUACUCUCACCCCCAACCGGGAUUGUGGCAACCACUGACUGUCAGCCAUCGUCACUCGAGCCAGUUCCCUGUAGCGACCUUCCUUGGCCGGUCGCUGCCGCAAACACGGCCGAUAACGGCAAUGCACUUUUUCAAACGGAUCCAGCUCAUACGUUGCUGAGUCCACCCGAUGAGGCGCUCCCAAUCGAGGACGAGACUUAUUCUCCUCCGCAUUCGAACAGGACCAUGUCUUCGACGGCGACCUUGGUUGUGCUUGCUACACCUUCUGAGACAACCCUCAACCCCAAUGCCUGCCGUUCCUGCCUGCCACCACACUCUCACCAAAGCUACGAUUUCAGUGAGUCAAUCGGAACGCUCUGUAAGGGGAUCAAGUGUGAGCCUCCCGACUAUUCAGCCUACUUGCACCCUGUGUACUGCUUCCAAAACACGAGCGACGAGGACCACAAACUAAGCGCCAGUCAAUGGGCUGCGCCGUAUUACUUGCAGUGUUUUUCCGAGCAUUUGCAGGAGGACAUUCUCGAGUUCCGUAAGUCUCAGUCAAUGCAUAUCCUGCAGUAUGCUUUGGAGCACAACAACGAGUUCAUUCUUCCAUGCCUUAGCUGGACAAUGUUGGUGCUGGGACAGACUCAACGGAUGGAGCAACUUGCCGACUUUCUUUCUGCCAGUUGUUCUAUCAUCAGCUCCCAGCCUGCCAUGCGAAAGAGUUACACCUACGAGGUGCCUUUUCGGUAUGCUCUAGCUUGGGCCAGUAAAGAUCUCGAAGAGAUGGAGUUGCAGGGGGACUCACUAGGCCGGUCACACACACAAAUUGGGCAGAUUUGGGGCAGAGAACACCCCAAUUUCUUCGUCAGUGGCUACCUCUACGCAUGGCACUCGAUGUGGAAAGGCGAUUAUCAUGCCGCAUUAAGGCUAUUAACCAACAGCCUGCCAGUUUGUGAGCGGACAAUGGGCCGUCACGACCUCCUGACCAUUAACUGUUUGUCCAUCGCUGCUCGAGCUUAUGCACAUGUAGGGCAUACCGAGGCGGCAGUGCAAUGCUAUCGCAGAGCAAUGAGUGCAACACAACUCUUAGAAGAAGACCAAGCCCAUGUCAAAGCCCACGGGCCUGUUCUCCAACUAUUUCGUUCAACCCUACUCGCCCGACAUGCAGUUCUUCUUUUACGUCUACAAGACCCGCUUGGCGCAGAGAAACAACUUCGCAAGGUUCUGGAUACCCGCGUUCUGAUGUACGGUGUUCACAGCCUCAUUAUAUGGUGGGCUGCCUGGCCCCUCGCUUCCAUGUUGCAGCAGACAGGCCAAUUGGCAGACUCGGACGCCCUCAUGGACGAGUUGUGCCGAUGGCACUACUGGGAACAGGAAGUCGAAUGGUGUCUUCAGGCGGGAGAACCGCCGCCUCCUCGGCCCCAGUUCCACUGGCUCCGAUUCGAGCCGAACAUGACCAAAAAGGAGGAGCAGAGUCCUCCUCCGUUGGAGGUCGCCGGAGGUCUUUACUCUUCCCAGAUCUGCGAUGCGGGUUUGGAAAUGCCUCCUGAUGACGAAAUGCACCUCGCAGACCAGCCUUUCUCGAGCGGAGGCGUGGAUGUUUGUCUAACCGUGGCAACAACACUUUCUGGAAUCCCGCCAAGUGACCAUGACUGGGACUUUUUGGAGCCUUGA